Messenger RNA from Anopheles nili, 786 nucleotides. RefSeq lists its product as uncharacterized. Bases 69 to 353 code for a protein of 94 amino acids. The transcript is spliced from 2 exons. The record is from RefSeq and is a predicted model, not a curated record. NCBI's taxonomy places the organism in Eukaryota, Metazoa, Arthropoda, Insecta, Diptera, Culicidae.
ACCGUGCGCCGUCACAACCGUAUCUCGUAGCGUCGAAACGUCCCCAGGACUUGUCACAAGGUUCCAUCAUGAAGGUUGCUAUCUGCUUGUUUGCCGUCAUUGCCCUGGCCCUGGCUGCCCCGCAGCGUGACGGUGGAGCACUCACGGACGAAGCUAUCCGACAGGCACAAUCCCAGCAGCUGAUCCCGCAGGACGCCCAGAUCCAAGGUGUCCAGCAGGGCAUCCAGGUGGCCGCCCUCGAAUCCAUCCCCGGCAGCCAGCGUGUCGAUCUGUUCCAGCUGCUCGGAGAUCAGGUCCCGCGUGAGGUCAUCACCAACCUGCAGUCUCAGGUUGAUCAGGUUGGCCAGAUCUAAGCAGCAACUGUGGAUCGUGGAGUCGAUCGGAGCCAUUCUUCAACAUCUCCCUCAGAAGCCUAUCACUACUGCAGAUUAGAAGCACUACAAUCUCUUCAGAUCCGGUUUCCGAUUCCGCGUUCCGGUCGCGGCGCUUGCUUCUUUAUGGACAGCUCUUCCGUUCCAGAGAGAGAAGGUCUAAACAACGGCUGGAAGAGGGACCGAUCGGUGGUUCUUUUCGGUAGACUAACAUGACGACCUCUAGAGGACGACUUGCCGAGUGCUGGCUAUUCUUCCACGAAGGUGCCAACUGACAUUUCUUAUGUAUAAGCUCUUUUCGUACAUUUGUGCUACGGAAAGGUGUGCGUGUGCGUGUUUGUUUGUUUUUUUUUUACUAUGUUACAAAUGUUGACUUUUUACACUUAAUUAGAAACACACAGAGAGAUAGAGCGAU